This is a messenger RNA of Pterocles gutturalis (yellow-throated sandgrouse), 252 nucleotides long. It is a transcript of the gene DPM2, whose product is annotated as dolichyl-phosphate mannosyltransferase polypeptide 2, regulatory subunit. The transcript has 3 exons. Gene Ontology annotation, cellular component: dolichol-phosphate-mannose synthase complex; endoplasmic reticulum membrane. Gene Ontology annotation, molecular function: enzyme regulator activity. Gene Ontology annotation, biological process: GPI anchor biosynthetic process. NCBI's taxonomy places the organism in Eukaryota, Metazoa, Chordata, Aves, Pterocliformes, Pteroclidae. The record is from RefSeq and is a predicted model, not a curated record. The annotation marks the transcript as partial.
GCCACAGCGACAGACCAGGUGGUUGGAUUCGGCUUUGUUGCCUUCAGCCGCCUCCCCUUCGUUUACUACACCCUCUGGAUCAUCGUGCUGCCCUUCAUUGACAGCGACCACGGGAUCCAUCAGUACUUCUUGCCGAGGGAGUAUGCGGUUAUCAUCCCCGUGGUGGCCGGGCUGCUGCUGCUUCUAUUUAUAGGCGUUUUUAUAAUGGUCGUGGUGUGGAAGAGCAGGAAACCUGCCAAGAAAUCGGACUGA